Molecule: messenger RNA, 779 nt
Organism: Aedes albopictus (Asian tiger mosquito)
Lineage: Eukaryota; Metazoa; Arthropoda; Insecta; Diptera; Culicidae
Product: ejaculatory bulb-specific protein 3-like
Exons: 1
Coding region: 345-719 (124 amino acids)
Source: RefSeq, a predicted model, not a curated record
AAGAUCAACGAAAACUAAAUUAAAGAGAAUUCGAUGAUUGCCAGUUCAAAUUUUGAAAUUUCAUGCUCUAAUUGUGUCUGGCAGACUCGCAGACAUACAUUAGAUAUGCAUUUUUGCAUUUCUGCACAUCAUUCACAAAUUGCAAAAUGCAAUGUGAACUAAUUAUACUGAGCGCACAAAUCACUUCAGUUGUACCAAGAAGAUGAUCAAGUCUGUUAUGUUCUAAGAACAGGCUCACUAAUCUGGGAGUCAUUCUACAAUCGAAUAUAAAUAGUCGGUUAUCCUGAACAUUCGCCACAGUUCAGUUUGGUUCUUCCAGAAAACUUGAAUCCAGCUCUACAAUCAUGAAGUUCGUCAUUCUGUUCGCCCUGUUUGCGAUGGCCAUUGCCCAGGAUAGUUAUCCCACCAAGUACGAUAACAUCGAUGUAGAUGAGAUUCUCAGCUCGGAUCGUCUCUUCAAGAAUUACUUCAACUGCCUGAUGGACGCGGGACCUUGCACUCCGGAAGGAAACGAGCUGAAGAAGUAUCUGCCGGAUGCCAUUGCGACAGGAUGUUCCAAGUGUAACGAGAAGCAACGGGAAGUCACGGCCAAGGUGGCCAAGUUCCUGAUCGAGCAGCGUCCAAAUGAGUGGAAUUCUCUGCGAGGAAAGUACGAUCCCGAUAACACUUUUGCCGAAAAGUACAAGGAUGAAGCUGCCAAGUUUGGAAUCAAGCUGUAAGCACGUUUCAGUUUAAUGACAAAAGCUUACCAAUGGGACAAAUGAUUUUCAAUAAACUUU